Messenger RNA from Mercenaria mercenaria, 738 nucleotides. RefSeq names its product complement C1q tumor necrosis factor-related protein 2-like. The transcript has 3 exons. Gene Ontology annotation, molecular function: protein binding. Lineage: Eukaryota; Metazoa; Mollusca; Bivalvia; Venerida; Veneridae. The record is from RefSeq and is a predicted model, not a curated record. Bases 52 to 678 code for a protein of 208 amino acids.
UUAUAAUGGUAUAGUUUAACAGAUAACGGACUAUUUUAUUGUUGGACAAUCAUGACUUCAGUACAGCUAUUUUCUUUCGCCUUUAUUUGCUUCACUUGCUUUUCAAAAGUGUUUUCUUGCGAAGAGUGUAAAACUGAAGUAGGGAUCCUGAAAUCAAAGAUCAAGGAACUGGAAAAUGUUAUCAACAUUUUAAAUAAAACUACCCUAAAAAGGAAUGAGCUGGAUUUGACGCCUUCAGAAGUUAGAAAGAGGGCGAUACCCGACGUAAAUGUGGCAUUUUCAGUUUCUCUUACAUCUGACCAGAACCACAUUGGACUUGCUCAGACGAUUAAAUUUGACAACGUUUUGUUGAAUGAUGGUCAAGGUUAUAACAAACAUUCUGGAGUAUUUGUAGCUCCGCAGGGUGGAGUGUACUUAUUCGCUUACAUAUUCUGUCACACCAACCCUAGUUCCUCGGUCAGUCAAACCUGGAUCGAGCUGAUGCACAAUGGUAAACGUAUAAAUUCGGGAGUUGGUGAUUCGAGGCAUAGCUGGCAAGACAUUCAAGGAACUAACAUCGCUAUCAUUCGAGUAAACGCUGGUGACAGCAUCUGGGUGCAGAAUUUCUAUGAGCACGACGCAAGUCUGUAUACUUUUGAAGGUGCCACUACAUUUUCUGGUUCCCUGCUUUAUGUUUGAAAUGAAAUACUGCUCAUCUUGCAGAUCCUAUGAAAAAUAAAAACUUCAGCAGCAGCAGCA